CACAUCGUCUGACUGAAAAUCCCGAUAAUCGAGUGCUACUUGUCGAAGCUGGCCCACAAGAUUACUGGUGGGAUUGGCGAAUUCACAUGCCUGCUGCUCUGAUGUACAAUCUCUGUCACGAUCGAUAUAAUUGGUUUUAUCACACGGUGGCACAGAAGAACUUGCAAAAUCGAGUGUUCUACUGGCCAAGAGGCAGAGUUUGGGGUGGAAGUUCCACGUUAAAUGCCAUGGUUUGGAUACGUGGGCAUCCUUUUGAUUAUGAUAGAUGGGAAAAAGAAGAUGGCGCUAAGGGAUGGAACUUUGCGAAUUGCUUACCUUACUUCAAAAGAUGCGAGACUUACUCUCAUUCCAAGGGACCAAAUGACCCAUAUAGGGGACAUGAUGGCCCUCAAAAAGUGAUGCGUGGCAUGGGCAACCAUCCUUUGCACCAAGCAUUCCUUGAAUGUGGCAAGACCCAUCAUAUCGGGACCACAGAGGAUGUAAAUGGAUACAAACAAGAAGGAUUGGGAUAUUUCGAUCAGUCUAUCCAUAAAGGAGUGAGGUCAGUAGCCGUAGUCAUCUUUUUGUCAAGUUUUGUUUUGUUUUUCAUUUUUUCACUUCAAAAUAUACGCAAGCUUUUCUAUCGCUUCAUCUUCUUACAACUAUUCUUGUCUACUGCCAUUGGUCUGAAUUUGAUGGUUCUUCUAGACAAAGUACAUCGAAAGCCUACAUACAACCUAUCCUUGGUGCCAUAAAC
This is a messenger RNA of Cylicostephanus goldi, 736 nucleotides long. The record is from the annotation of a GenBank genome assembly. NCBI's taxonomy places the organism in Eukaryota, Metazoa, Nematoda, Chromadorea, Rhabditida, Strongylidae.